Molecule: messenger RNA, 3746 nt
Organism: Sphaerodactylus townsendi
Lineage: Eukaryota; Metazoa; Chordata; Lepidosauria; Squamata; Sphaerodactylidae
Gene: ALDH18A1
Product: aldehyde dehydrogenase 18 family member A1
Exons: 19
Coding region: 603-3002 (799 amino acids)
Cellular component (GO): mitochondrion; cytoplasm
Molecular function (GO): glutamate-5-semialdehyde dehydrogenase (NADP+) activity; glutamate 5-kinase activity; ATP binding
Source: RefSeq, a predicted model, not a curated record
GAUUGUUAGAAUGGGGGUGUUUAUAGAUUGAGUGGACCAGAGUGUGGGAGCUGAGACAUCCACGGAGAUGGAUUCUUUUUGUGAUAGAUGUGGAUUCCUUGGUAAUAGCUAUUAUAAAUGUGGGAAUGCUUACACAUUUCUCUGCACAUGAAUAUUUAAAAUUGUAAAUACACAUCUGUGUAAGUGAUACAUAUGUAAGUGCAGGUACCUUUGAAAAUAGAAAGACCAUUUUUGGAAGUUCUUUAGGCAAUUUCAAUUGCAUCUUUAUUGUGGAUAGCAGUGAAGACUCAGCAGAAACUGGUACAUUGGAUAGGGUUUUUCAAUGUUCUUCUUUUCAUUGUUAGCCAUUUUGAUGCACAUGUUUGGGCCAAAAGUGGAACUUGAUUGGAGCUGCAUACAAUUAGGGAGGUGGCCGUAAUUUUCUUUUGAAAUACUAUGCUCAGGCUACCGCAAAUUGUCAGACCGGACUAGACAAGCUGGAUUUGCAGUAGCUUGUCUUACUCUAAGCUUGGAUUUUCCCAAGGGAAGCCACUGGAAUUGAAGGGCAGAGUGAAAUCUAGCCAGGCCAUACAGAUACUGUCAGUUCCAUUAGGCUGAUCAUCAUGCUUUGGCGAGCUGCUUUACUCCCUUCACUGCGAUCCCCAGGGCGGUUCUGGUGGCAGUCUGAUAUAGCUGGUUGCCAUCCUUGUUUACUGGCUCCUAACCUGGUGUUACAGAAUAAGUCUGCCCGAGGCUGGAGUAACAUCCCAUUUAUUACUGUACCUCUCAGUCGAACCCACGGCAAGUCAUUUGCUCACCGCAGUGAGCUGAAGCACGCCAAGAGGAUUGUAGUAAAGCUAGGGAGUGCUGUGGUGACGCGAGGUGAUGAGUGUGGCUUGGCCUUGGGGCGACUGGCAUCCAUUGUUGAACAGGUAUCAAUGCUGCAAAAUCAGGGCCGGGAGAUGAUGAUCGUCACCAGCGGGGCUGUAGCUUUCGGAAAGCAACGGCUCCGCCAUGAGAUCUUGCUCUCUCAAAGUGUGAGGCAGGCACUCCACUCUGGGCAGAACCAGCUCAAAGACAUGGCUGUUCCCAUGCUGGAGGCUCGAGCCUGUGCUGCUGCUGGCCAGAGUGGGCUGAUGGCUCUGUAUGAGGCCAUGUUCACGCAGUACAGCAUCUGUGCAGCACAGAUUUUAGUCACCAACUUGGACUUCCAUGACGAGCAGAAACGGCGAAAUUUAAACGGGACAUUGCAUGAACUACUGCGAAUGAACAUCGUCCCCAUCAUCAACACAAAUGAUGCUGUGGUUCCUCCCCCAGAGCCAAACAGUGACCUGCAGGGGGUAAACGUGAUUAGUGUGAAGGACAAUGACAGUUUAGCUGCACGACUGGCUGUGGAAAUGAAAACUGAUCUAUUGAUUGUUCUUUCCGAUGUUGAAGGACUCUUUGAUAGCCCUCCAGGAUCAGAUGAUGCAAAACUUAUUGACAUAUUUUAUCCUGGAGACCAGCAGUCUGUGACAUUUGGAACCAAAUCACGGGUGGGGAUGGGAGGCAUGGAGGCCAAGGUGAAAGCUGCCCUAUGGGCUCUCCAAGGUGGUACUUCAGUGGUGAUUGCCAAUGGAACCCAUCCCAAGAUCUCUGGCCAUGUCAUCACUGACAUUGUAGAAGGGAAAAAAGUUGGCACAUUUUUCUCAGAGGUGAAGCCUGCAGGUCCUACAGUGGAACAGCAGGCUGAAAUGGCCCGAGCAGGAGGCAGGAGUCUAGCGGCACUCCAGCCUGAGCAGAGAGCAGAAAUCAUCUAUCAUCUUGCUGACCUUCUGACAGAUCAGCGAGAGGAGAUUAUUCAGGCAAACAAAAAAGAUUUGGAGGAAGCCGAGAAUAAAGGAAGGUUACCUCUGCCUUUGUUGAAGAGACUCUCUCUGUCCACCUCUAAACUGAAUAGUUUGGCCAUUGGGCUGCGUCAGAUUGCAGCAUCUUCGCAAGACAGUGUUGGUCGUGUUCUCAGAAGAACACUAGUAGCAAAAGAUUUGGAACUGGAACAAGUGACUGUGCCUAUCGGGGUCUUAUUGGUGAUAUUUGAAUCCCGGCCAGACUGUCUUCCCCAGGUGUCUGCUUUGGCUAUUUCCAGUGGAAAUGGCUUAUUGCUUAAAGGAGGAAAGGAAGCAUCACACAGCAACCAAAUUCUUCACCAUCUGACUCAGGAAGCUCUUUCCCUACAUGGUGUUAAGGAUGCGGUGCAACUGGUCAACACCAGGGAGGAGGUAGAAGACCUGUGCCGCUUGGACAAACUGAUAGACUUGAUUAUCCCUCGUGGCUCAUCUCAGUUGGUUCGGGAUAUCCAGAAGGCUGCUAAAGGGAUCCCAGUAAUGGGUCACAGUGAAGGGAUUUGUCAUGUAUACAUAGACGUGGAGGCCAGUGUUGAGAAGGUCACUAGAAUAGUGAGAGAUUCAAAAUGUGAAUAUCCUGCAGCUUGUAAUGCUCUGGAGACACUCCUCAUUCAUCGGGACCUGCUGAGAACCCCUGUAUUUGACCAGAUCAUUGACAUGUUGCGAGUAGAACAGGUAAAGAUUCAUGCUGGUCCCAAAUUUGCCUCCUACCUGACAUUCAGCCCAUCAGAGGUGAAAUCCCUCCGCACAGAAUAUGGAGACCUGGAGUGCUGCAUUGAAGUAAUGGACAGCGUUCAGGAUGCUAUUGAACACAUCCACAAAUACGGGAGUUCCCACACAGAUGUCAUCAUCACAGAGAAUGAGAAAACCGCAGAAAUGUUCCUACAGCACCUGGACAGUGCUUGUGUGUUCUGGAAUGCCAGCACUCGUUUCUCAGAUGGCUAUCGCUUUGGGCUAGGUGCUGAGGUUGGCAUCAGUACGUCAAGGAUCCAUGCCCGUGGGCCAGUGGGUAUUGAGGGGCUGUUGACAACUAAGUGGCUGUUGAGAGGAAAGAAUCACAUUGUUUCUGACUUCUCAGAACAAGGAAGUAUGAAGUACCUUCAUGAAAAUCUUCCUCUCCCUCAGAGGAACACCAACUGAACACACAGGAGAAGAGAAUGAUGGUUAUCAAGGCAGUUACAGUUUCAGGACUGGUCUGAGAAAGCAGACAGACCUUCAUGUGGCCUGUGUCUGUACUGUGGGCUUCCAGGAUACUCUUAUGUGCAGCUAAAGGGGGACCCACGGCCAUGCUCUGUGCCAGAGUUCUUUCUCUUAUUCCUCCUGUGUUAUGCAGAUACAGAUGCUGUGAAUAUCAUCACCUGAUAAUGAACCUUGGCUCCUGCAGCACAGGAGAAAGAACUCUGGUCCUCCUCCACUGUGCUCCAAAGUGGGGAACUUUUUGGGUUGGUAACAGAUCUAUUUAUUAUGUCUCCCUUUACGUUCCAAAAACCUCUGAACACUCCCCUUUUCCCCUCCACCUUCCCCCGCCCAAAGCUUUAUUGCUUUGAGAAAACUCUUGAGUAGAAAUUUCUGCUUCCUUUGGAGAUUGCCGUGGGAAUUCUGAAUCAGUUUGUCUUAUUUAAAAUUACUGAAUCUUCUGUUUAAUAAAUAUUCCAGGUACAUAAUGAAAGGUCUUCAGCAAACCAGUGCUUUUCACACACAAUCUCUUUUUAAUUACUGAGUCGUCACAGUUGUCUAGCACUGCUGAGGUGUUCAUUAUCCUUUUAUGAAUAUUUGUACCAAAUAUUUUCAUUCAUUUUAUAUGAAAUCUUAUUUCUCCUGAUAGAUUGAAAAAUAUUUUUCAGACUUCAUGGUUUUUCAGAAUAAAACUCCCUUGCAGUAUGA